AUGAACUUGUCUUAUUUAGCAAUUGUUCUUGUAUCAUAUUUUGUCUAUCAAAUAUACUACCGAAACAUGUCAAUUGAUUUCCCAACCAUUGUAAAGGAUCAAAAAUACCCGCUUUGGGAACACACCCCAGAACAAGUAUUAGACCUCGCAAAUGAAAUAGCUACCAAUGAAACCAAAUUGUUUGACCAAAUUGCCAGCAUUGAAAAUCCAACAAUCGAAAAUGUAUUAAAACCGUUUUCAAAGCAUUACAAUGACAAUAGUUUCCCAGAAGGCCAAAUCACCUUUUAUCAACACGUUUCAACUAAUAAGGAGUUGCGUGACGCUUCAACAAAAGGUGAAGAAAUCAUCGAUAACAAUUCCAUUGAACAAUGGUCUAGAGAAGAUGUAUACAAAGUGUUCCAGAAAUUAUUGGAUACUGUUAAAGAUGAUGCCGAAUUGGACCCUGAGUCCAAGAGAUACUUGGAAAAGACAAUCACUUCUUUCAAAAGAAAUGGUUUAGCUUUGCCAUCCGAAACAAGAGAAAAAGUCAAGAAAUUACAAGUUGAAUUGAACAAUUUGAGAGUUCAAUUUUCCAAAACUUUGAAUGAGGACAAAGGAUAUUUAUUGUUCGACAAAGAAGAAUUGGAUGGAAUUCCAGAGGAUACAAUCAACCAAUAUGAAGAAGUUGACGGUAAAUUGAAAGUAACUUUCAAGUAUCCUGAUAUCUUCCCUAUUUUCAAGCAUGCCAAUGUCUCUAACACCAGAAAAGUUGCUAAUAUUGGCUAUGGAAAUAGAUGCUCUGAGAAUGGUCCUAUUUUAGAGGAAAUCAUCAAGAUUAGAUACGAGAUUGCCAAACUUUUAGGGUAUGAUACCUAUUCCGACUAUGUUUUGGAAGAGAGAUUAGCAAAAACCAAAGAAACCGUCUUGAGCUUUUUAUCUGAUUUGAGAAGCAAAUUAACCCCCGUUGCGCAAGAAGAAUUAAAAGCUUUGAAGGACUUCAAAGCCCAAGAUUUACAAGCUCGAGGAUUAGAGCCAGAAGAAGAAUUCUACAGUUGGGACUACAACUAUUACAAUGAAAGAUUGUUAGAAAAGAAAUACAAAGUUGAUCAUACCAAGAUUGCUGAAUACUUUCCAUUGGAAUCUACUGUAUCGAAAAUGCUUGGAUUCUAUGAAAAGAUAUUUGAUAUCAAGUUUGUUAAAGUUGAUAAUUUAGAGGCUGGUGCAGUUUGGCACCCAGACGUUCAACAGUUUGCUAUUUACCAGAAUAUCAAAGAUGGUAAAGACAAAUUGGAGUUUAUGGGAUGGAUAUUUUUUGACUUACAUCCUAGAGAAGGUAAAUAUGGACAUGCUGCCAAUUUUGGAUUGGGUCCAGGUUACUUGGAAUCCGAUGGUAAAACUAGACACACUCCAAUUACUGUAUUGGUUUGUAAUUUCACCAAGCCAAGCAAAGAUAAGCCUUCUUUGUUAAAACACAAUGAAGUUACUACAUUUUUCCACGAGUUGGGUCAUGGUAUUCAUAAUAUUUUGUCAAAAACCAAAUACUCAAGAUUCCACGGAACUCAUGUUGAACGUGAUUUUGUUGAAACUCCAUCACAAAUGUUGGAAUAUUGGACUUGGUCGAAAAAUGAACUCAAAGAAUUGUCGUCUCAUUACAAAACUGGUGAACCUAUUAGUGACGAAUUAAUUGAUCAAUUAAUAAGCACCAAACAUGUGAACACUGGCUUGUUCAACUUACGUCAAUUGUUUUUUGGUAUCUUUGAUAUGGAAUUACACACAGUUGCUACUAAAGACGAACUUGAUGCAUUGAACUUGUUUGAAACUUGGAACAGAUUGAGACUGGAAGUCACUUUGCUUCCUAGUGAUGGUGAGACCACCAAGGGUUAUGCAUCAUUUGGACAUAUUGCAGGUGGGUACGAAAGUGGAUACUAUGGGUAUUUAUAUUCUUUGGUUUAUGCUGCCGAUAUUUACUAUUCUCUUUUUAAAGAUGAUCCAAUGAAUGUCACUAAUGGUAUCAGAUACAGAGAUAUUAUUUUGAAACCAGGUGGUUCAAAAGAAAUCAAAGAUAACUUGGUUGAAUUGUUGGGUCGUGAACCAAAUUCCGAAGCAUUCUUACAAGAAAUAUUUGGCUAA
Messenger RNA from Candida tropicalis MYA-3404, 2109 nucleotides. RefSeq names its product metalloendopeptidase (gene PRD1). NCBI's taxonomy places the organism in Eukaryota, Fungi, Ascomycota, Pichiomycetes, Serinales, Debaryomycetaceae. The transcript has a single exon. Gene Ontology annotation, cellular component: mitochondrial intermembrane space. The record is from RefSeq and is a predicted model, not a curated record. The coding region runs from base 1 to 2109 and encodes 702 amino acids. Gene Ontology annotation, biological process: proteolysis; peptide metabolic process. Gene Ontology annotation, molecular function: metalloendopeptidase activity.